Messenger RNA from Trematomus bernacchii (emerald rockcod), 2063 nucleotides. RefSeq names its product solute carrier family 39 member 13 (gene slc39a13). The transcript has 10 exons. Bases 202 to 1362 code for a protein of 386 amino acids. Lineage: Eukaryota; Metazoa; Chordata; Actinopteri; Perciformes; Nototheniidae. Gene Ontology annotation, biological process: intracellular zinc ion homeostasis; zinc ion transmembrane transport. Gene Ontology annotation, molecular function: zinc ion transmembrane transporter activity. Gene Ontology annotation, cellular component: membrane. The record is from RefSeq and is a predicted model, not a curated record.
CUCCUGUUUAUGGUGUUUUCCCCUCCAGGAUCCUGACACGUGGCUGUUUUGGAGAGCCGUGGUGACUCCUGCAGCUCGCGGAUCCUGCUCGGGAGAGUCAGCCUUCAUCACACCGGCCUGGAUGGCAGGGACACACUGGAGCACAGACUGCAGAAACAACAAGCAUUACUCGUUGCAAGUGCUUUCUGGACCGUGGGACGGAUGAAAGGUGUAAGCUGUAAAAAGCCCAGCUGGGCUGUAGCUGCUCUGUUGAUCCCAGUCACCCUGCUGGUGCUGACCUCCAGGGGGGCCUUAAGUAGCCACAAGAUGACACAAACAGCUAUGGCUCAGGCCACAGCCUCGGUUGCUGGACCGGGCUUCGGCCUGACAGACGGACUCCCAGGCUACCGUGAAAUAUCGAACUUCUUAUCCAGCGAACAGGCUCAUGUCUGGCUCCUGUCCCUCGUGGGCUCUGUUGCUGUCGGCCUCACUGGGAUUUUACCUAUUCUGGUGAUUCCCAUUGAAGCUGGAGCAGCCCUCAAAUCAGAAGCUGGUGGUCAGAAGCUGAAGCAGUUGUUGAGCUUUGCUAUUGGUGGUCUCCUUGGUGAUGUAUUCCUUCACCUCCUUCCUGAAGCGUGGGCGCUCCCUGGCUCUUCAGCUGGUAAACACAACCACUACAUGACCCAGGGCUUGUGGGUAAUCGCUGGCCUUUUGGCUUUCCUUAUCCUGGAGAAGAUGUUCCCAGACCAAGACAGCAAGGAAGAAGAGGAGGAGGAGCCCACUUCCAACUCAGACCUGAACUCUAACAAUGCUCUGCGGUCUGAUGCAGCUUCCCAUGGAAAGGCAGCGGCAUCACUCAGAAACAGGCACCCUGCUGAGUCAUGGAAAUCCUCUAAGCAUCAGAGUCUGCAGGGAAGAUCAGAGAAGAUCAAGACGAGUGGAUACCUAAACCUGCUGGCCAACUGCAUCGACAACUUCACCCACGGACUGGCAGUAGCAGGAAGUUUUAUGGUUAGCAAAAAGGUUGGAUACCUUACCACCUUUGCCAUCCUGCUCCAUGAAAUCCCCCAUGAGGUGGGGGACUUUGCCAUCCUGCUGAGGGCCGGGUUCGACCGGUGGAGUGCGGCCUGCAUGCAGCUGUCCACGGCGCUGGUUGGUGUUUUGGGAGCUUGCUUCGCUCUGUGCGCUCAGUCGCCAAAAGGCACAGAAAAUGCCACUGCCUGGAUACUGCCUUUCACCUCGGGAGGCUUCCUCUACAUAGCUAUGGUGAACGUGGUGCCUGAUCUGCUGGAGGAGUCCAGUUUAUGGCAGUCCCUCCUGCAUGUCCUGCUCAUCUUCUGUGGCAUGGCUGUCAUGGCUGUGCUCUCUGCCAUUGUUGACUGAACACGGAGGAAAUCCCCCUCUCGCCUUAACCAAACACAAAAGCUCUCAACCAACCCCUCAUAUCUGGUACCUCUCAUUCCUAGAAACUUAACAUCAUGUUACACUACAAAGAAAAACAUCUGAUAGAAGAACGGCACUUUUUGGACGGACGACCCAAAGGAAAGCUUUUUUGAUCUGCUGACAGGACAUUUUAUUUGGACACUAGUCAAAUGUGCCAAUCUUAAACAUCCAUGAAGUGAAGAGGGUUUGUAUGAAUAUUUUAUGAAAUUGUCUUCUAUUGGUGAUCAGACAAUCAUGUUGUUUUGCACAUACAUUUACACAGGUACAGCUGAUGUGCCGGUAUAACAGAACAGGUAUUAUUAGACAGCUACAAGGACAACCUCCUUUAAAAAGUAUUCAAACCUAAAUUGCUUAAACUUUGUAUGUAUUGUUACUGUUACUUUUAAUGUAUCUGCUGAAUAUUUAUUGAAAAUAAGACAAGUUAAAUAUAGUUUAUUCAGACGUGCACCCCCACAUUACAUAUGUUUGUAUUGAGAAAUAAGUCAGGAUGGCCUGUUACAAUAAUGUCAGCUCUACUCCAAACUAGUUUUUUGUCUGUUUUUGUAUUUUUCUCACACGAGUGGUCUGCACAUUUCUGAUCUUUUACUGAAUGAAUAAUUGUGAUCAAGUUAAAAUAAAUAAAAUACAAUUAUAUACUUAUA